Vitis vinifera (wine grape) is the source of this 713-nucleotide messenger RNA. RefSeq lists its product as uncharacterized. The coding region runs from base 28 to 564 and encodes 178 amino acids. The record is from RefSeq and is a predicted model, not a curated record. The transcript has a single exon. Gene Ontology annotation, biological process: negative regulation of catalytic activity. Gene Ontology annotation, molecular function: pectinesterase inhibitor activity. Lineage: Eukaryota; Viridiplantae; Streptophyta; Magnoliopsida; Vitales; Vitaceae.
ACUACACCAACACUUCAGCUAUCAUCCAUGGCUUCUGUAAUUCUUCUUUUUCUUCUCACUCUUUCAUCCCCUCUCUUCUUUGGCCAAACACUCAACCCCGUAGAGGCAGGAGACAAACUAAUUGAAAGUGCAUGCCACACUGCUGAGGUACCAGUAGUAUGCAUGCAGUGUGUAAAAUCUGACGAGCGUUCGGGGAAAGCCGAUGCGGUAGGGAUUGCCAACAUCAUCAUCGACUGUUUGAUGAGCCACUCUAGCUACUUGGCAAGCAACAUGUCGAAUUUAGGUUCUAAUCCUGAACACAAUGCCACAAAAUCAGCCUAUGAACAUUGCUUCCUGCACUGUUCUGAUGCAAAGAAGGCGCUAAAUUCAGCAGCUUUGGAGCUAAAGAAUGGCAGCUAUGAUAGCGCUGAACUGUCCUUGCGCGAAGCAGCGCUAUAUCAAGGCACAUGCCGAUACGAGUUUGUGAGUUCAAAUGAGACUUAUGUGCCACCUAAUGUUUACUAUGAUCUGAAGGUCUUUGAUAUACUUACUGUGGCUGCCUUUAGAAUUAUAGAGAAGCUUUGAUUAAGAGUUUUGGAGGGUUUUCACCUAAGUGCUCAUCAUCCAUGAAAAAUAAAGUUUCAUGUUGACUAGUAGACAUGUAACAUGAAAUAUUGAGACAUAACAUACACCUCCUUAUCAUCUAUAAUGGGCUUGAAACAUAUUUCCUUCAA